AUGGACAAGUGGUCUGGCGAGGUUCCGCUUAAAGAUAGAUUCCCCAACCUCUUCGAUAUUGCCAACUUUCAGAUGAGCACGGUGGCUCAAGUGUGUGGGGCUAGGGGCCCUCUGUCCUUCCGUAGAUCGCUUGAUCCCCAGGGGAGGCGGGACUGGCAGCAGCUGAGAGGCAUCAUUGAUCAAACCAUCCUCUCACAGGGACAAGAUGGGGUGUCUUGGUCUCUGGAACCUUCGGGUUGCUUCUCGGUCCGUUCUAUGUACCUGAAGUUGUCCCAAGGGGCCUCCAUUGCCCAUUUCCGUGAUGUGUGGGCGGCUCGUAUCCCGCUUAAAAUCAAGAUCUUCUCCUGGCAGCUAGCUCUUGACAAGCUACCCACAGCCAUCAACAUCGCGGCCAGAAGGGGGCCUGGUAACGGCUGCUGCAAGCUGUGUGAUGUGGACGCCGCUGGCAAGACCGCUGGAUCGUCCGUGGAUCAAUCACGCGGUGGCAGAACUAAAGCUCCUGCACUACGCUACCAGUCCAAGAAGGCCUGA
Molecule: messenger RNA, 531 nt
Organism: Lolium perenne
Lineage: Eukaryota; Viridiplantae; Streptophyta; Magnoliopsida; Poales; Poaceae
Source: RefSeq, a predicted model, not a curated record